AUGGAGAUACAAAAUAGCAAAGCAAAAAGAGCACAGGAGUUGAUUGAUAACUGGAAAAAGAUUAAGCAUUCUCCGGAAGUUAUAAAGUUCUGGAAUGAUUAUAGAACCCAGAAUUUACAGCAAGAUCUCCAGUAUAUCAAAGCACAAAAUGAAUUAAAAACUUUACGCAUCGAAACUGAAGAUAAUGACUAUGGAGCUCAAAAUAUCAAAUGCAGAACCAAAAAUGGAAGGAUAAUCCCAAAUUAUCGUGAACUUUCUGGUUUAUCUGAAAGGAAAAAUGAAAGUUCCAAUAAUAAUAAACAACCAAACAUUAAAGAAAAAACAUCCACAAUCCGUCCAACCAAAAAGAUGAAAUCAAGUGACCAAACUGAAUCUGAAAAUGAUCCAAUCCUUGAUGUGGAGUGUGAAGAUAUUGAAGCCUUUUUUAAUGAUGAUUACACUGAUGACCAAUCCAUUGAUGAUGAAUCUACUGAUGACGAAUUUACUGAUGACGAAUAUACUGAUGAUAAGUUAAAUAUGUCAUCUGUUGAGGAAAUUGAAAAAGUUAUUUACGAUUUUGCUAAAAACCUGAAUAGGGAAUCAUAUCUUCAUUCUUUCAUAAUAAAUGAUGCAGAUGUUGAUACAAAAAAUUUAUUUACACCAGAUGAAUGGAAAGAAAUCAAAAAUUUUGAAUCAGUAGAAAGACCAAAACUUGACCCUCGUCACAAAAAGUUAUUAAUAAAAUAUACUGUAAAUGAUAUUAAAAAAUUGCAAUCACUUCUCUUUGAGCCACUUAUAUCUGAUGGUGAAGAAUACAAUCGAAGCAUUCAUUUCUGUCUUGAUUCUAUUAACAAUGGGUAUCGUGGAAUUUUGCGUUUAUGGGAAAUGGAUGAAGAUUCUUUAAAGCUAGAAGGGUGGUUCGAAAUGAAUGUCUGGAGCCGAAUUAUAGAUUCGAUAUUUGAUGAUUUAAAUAUUGACUUAAUUCACGGAAAGAUAAAUGGUACGAAAUAUAUGACUGAUUCACUUAAAAUAUCAAAGAUGUUAAAGGAUAUGCUUGACAAAUUGAUUACUGAAUGCAAAAUGAAAGAAGAACUAGUAAAAAAAUUGAAAGUAAUAGGAAUACUUCAUGGUGCAAAUAGAUUACAAGUUUUAACUGUAGAUCAUCCUUUUGGAUAUAUCACUCAGGUUAAUCGUAAUAACAUUCAAGAAGUUUCUGGCCAGUUGACAAAUUCAAAACCUCUUGCACUGGUCUAA
Entrophospora sp. SA101 is the source of this 1233-nucleotide messenger RNA. The record is from the annotation of a GenBank genome assembly. Lineage: Eukaryota; Fungi; Glomeromycota; Glomeromycetes; Entrophosporales; Entrophosporaceae.